CUCUUAUCUUUUUCUUUCUUUAUGGUGCUGGUUCGAGUAUUUGAACGUUCGGUAACGGGCGGCCGCCUUGAGCGCCUUGAGUCCUGCCCGUGACGUCCUUAUUUGUUUAAACCUUAGAAUAUAGAUUUCGUAGCGUUCGCCCAAGGUAGGUGCAUUGCCGGCCCUUACGUAUCAGACUGCCAUGGCGCCUGGACCAUCCAAACUUUCCUUGGUUGCACAAUUCGAUGAUUUUUGCCGAAAGGGAGUCGCAACCACUGAUACCACAACGGAAGAGCGUUUCUUGGAGUUCGUAAGGAACCAAGAAGAGUGUCGUAAGCGCUGGCAUUCUGCUGCUGCAGAGAACGCAGAGUUGAAGAAAAUUGUUGCAUCCCAGAAUGCAACAAUCGUUGAGCUUGAAAGAAAGCUUAUGAAUACCAAACAAAUCUUGCAAAAGGAAAUUCACCGAAGAGAAAAAUGUGAAGAAGAGAAAGAAAGCAAGCUCCGACAGAUAGAGCUCAUUAGAGAGUUCAUUAUGAACGACACAGAGCUACGGGAUGAGACUAUAGAAAAACUUCCAUUUCUAAGACCUACUCCUGAAGACAAACACGAUUACUCAGACAGGCUGGGCACCAUCGAUGAGUCUAUCGGGUCAGCCCUUUCGCCUUCUGGUGACGACUUGGACAUCAGCGAUAGUAGGCCUCGCAGGAGCUCACGUUUCAAAGGUCGAGGGAAACGUCGAUCUAGUGCAGAGCAAAUUUCGGACAGUGGAUCGCCAAUCAAGAAAAAAACCAAGCCUGGCCACCACGAUGGAAAACAGUGCAAACAAGGUGUUGCUCACAGCGAUAAGGCGGAAACGUUGCGACUUCAACCGCAACCUACCAUCUCGAGAAGCGGGGUUGCGACAACGAAAGAUGCGAGGGCUCAGAAAUGUGGCUCAUCGAGUUUCCAACGGCCACGCCAACUUUAUCGUCCGGAGGCGAAAGGGAUGAAAGCCGCUGCGCAGCAGCUACCUGCACGACCAGUCGGCCUGGGGGCAAACGCUCAUGACCAGUCCCUGUGCCGCCGUGCAAGAGAGAAACAACCUCACGGAGUUUGUAGGGAACAUGAUGAAAAUGACUCUGGCUGUGCUAACGUGAUUGCUACUACUACUGUCACCUUGAGGGAUGCAAGGGACCUUGUCGCAACCUCCCGACUGUUCACUCAGCCCUUGACGCCAACUCCAACCGCACCCCCACCACCUCCUUCAGAAACUGCCCCGAAAACCAGGGUCACGCCGAAAUUCACUAGUGGCUCUGCACCCAGCACUCCAGUCGCUCAGCGUCGUGGCGAGAAAGGCUUGGAUGCUACAACACCAAGAAGGAGCAAUUCUGCUGGGAGGCUGCUUUCUAGGGAGCAUAUUUUUUGCCCAAAGACUGUUAUCAAGGCUGAGAGCUGUGGGCCGUGUGGCAAACGCAUCAAGUUCUACAAGACUGCCUACAAAUGCAACCGUUGUCGCUCAGUAUGCCACAUUGAGUGUAAAGAUCAGGUGCCCUUGCCUUGUAUUCCGGCGAGCCAGACCCCUACACAAGGCGGAACAGCAGGUCGCCACGGCCGAAUAAUCUCAGAUUAUGUGCCGCCUACACCGCCAAUGGUCCCAGCUCUUGUUAUUCAUUGCAUACAGGAGGUAGAAAAAAGAGGGAUGCAAGAUGUAGGACUCUAUCGAAUACCUGGGGCAGAACGAGAAGUGCGUGAACUUAGACAGCAGUUCGAACGAGGCAAGGGUGUACCCAACAUGUCAAAGGCUGACAUUCACGCUGUGUGUGGUGUACUGAAGGAUUUCCUGCGGUCCCUACGUGAAACUCUCAUCGUCAAGUCUCUGUGGAAAACGUUCGUCAAUGCAGCACAAGUGGAUGACGGAGACCGCGUGUGGGCCAUGUGGCAGGCAGUGAUGCAGUUGCCACAGCCAAACAGAGACACACUGGCUGCGCUGGUGCUCCACCUGCAGAAUGUGGCCAGCCAUCAUCAGACAAAGAUGCCUAUCAGUAACUUGGCACGUGUCUUUGGACCAACUGUUGUGGGAUUUUCUUCAAAUGAUAUGACUGCAGUGGCCAACUUGCUGGCAGAAACUGAGCAGCAGGCACAGGUGAUGGAAGCUCUCAUGACUGUGCCGGCAGACUAUUGGGAACAACUGUUGGAUGUGGACUCUGAUGAGGAUAUUGGCACCCCUGAGAUAAGAGCUGCACCAGGAAGCACAUUGCUUGGUCCAAUCUAUGGUUCUCUCGGUAGAAAGAACUCUCAAACAACACCGAAAAGACCAGCGCCAUCUAGUUGCAGCAGACUUGCAAGUAGCACAAGUGCCAAAAAGCAGAGAAAUCUCGCCAAAGGGACUUCGUCAGGGCCAAAGAAGAUAAGUUUUUAUUCACCUAUCAUGAAAUGACCUGGGCACCCCAAGAGCCUGCAUUACUUUUUUUUUCUCCUUGUGAAGUGACCCGGCACCCUCCAGUGCCUGCAUUGACUGUGUAUAAGGACCGAUGCUAUGAAUCCGUGGCUUUGUUUCAAUAAAACAUGGCAUCAACAAUUUUCCCUACAUUAUCAAGCAAA
Molecule: messenger RNA, 2559 nt
Organism: Rhipicephalus microplus (southern cattle tick)
Lineage: Eukaryota; Metazoa; Arthropoda; Arachnida; Ixodida; Ixodidae
Product: rac GTPase-activating protein 1
Biological process (GO): mitotic cytokinesis; Rho protein signal transduction; mitotic spindle midzone assembly
Cellular component (GO): nucleus; midbody; cleavage furrow
Molecular function (GO): GTPase activator activity
Source: RefSeq, a predicted model, not a curated record